Messenger RNA from Symbiodinium natans, 1137 nucleotides. The record is from the annotation of a GenBank genome assembly. NCBI's taxonomy places the organism in Eukaryota, Dinophyceae, Suessiales, Symbiodiniaceae.
AUGGACUUAACGUGCAUGAUGGAGACAACCUGUGAGGGCGGGCUCGUGGAGCCUGGAGGAUCCUGUGAGGUCUACUGCCGGUCGCCCUAUGUCGGGGGCACUGAGAAUGCUACGUGUCCAUCUGGCAACACCGACGCUGGGGUAACAGCUACACUUGACCUGCCGAUGUGCACACUGCAAUGCGAAGUCCCUUCGGAGAUACCGCCUGGGUACCAGCUAACGGAGUAUGGAUGGCGCUGCGCCGAUGGCUACACAGGUGGUGUCCUUGCUCGUUGUGUUCUGGACCAGGAGACGUGCAGGUCAUCGUUGCUUCUGGAAGGCUGCCUUCGCUUGCAGCCAUGUAAACCUCCCCCGAAUCCGGAUGAGUGUCGUCACGACUUGUUUGGGUGCGAUCGAGUCCAGCCGGGCAGCUUCUGCCGCCUCCGGUGCAGGCCGCCAUUCACUGGUGGAUCGCCGAAGAUGAUCUGCCCUGCUGGGAACACGAAUCCGGACUAUGUCAUGAAAUGGGCAGAGCCCUACUGCUUUUGCCCAGCACCCGAAGAGGUGCCUGCCGCGUACGUUGCCGACGGGCAAGGCGGAUUCGACUGUGCUCCAGGAUACGUGGGCCUGCCAGCUCUGUUUUGUGGAGGGGCGCCGCAGUGCCAGUUGCAACCAGCUCUGACAGGCUGCGUGUCCCCGGAUGUCUGCCAUGUGGAACCCUUCACGGAUGAGGAUGACAGACCUGGCCUCGUUCGCGGGGUGGUUUCGUUUGGGCCAGCUGAAGUCCAGGGUGUGAUUGCGGAGCUCCAUGUCGAAAGCUACGACAUCUUGCUCGCUGACGACUGUGGCCAGGCGCUGCCGCUGCCGCCCCUGGCCAUAGUGCAGCGCCGGCCGCUGGCUGCCUCCGGCGGCUGUUGCGAGACGCGAUCCUACCAGGUCACCGUCGAAGCAGACCUGACAGAUCUCCCCCAUCGGGCAGCCACGGUGCUCGUCGCCGUCUCUGGACUGUUGCACGGCAAGGUCAUCAACAUCACCGACGUUGAUACAGGACAGGCGAGCACCACAAGGAAGGUAACGGUGACGGGCGCUGCUCAUGCGGCCACCGCGGGGAGCGUGUGGCUGCUCUUUACAGCGGUGCUGUGCCUCUGGCGCACAUAA